Messenger RNA from Dipodomys ordii (Ord's kangaroo rat), 1452 nucleotides. Its product is annotated as keratin, type II cytoskeletal 6A-like. The record is from RefSeq and is a predicted model, not a curated record. Gene Ontology annotation, biological process: keratinization; intermediate filament organization. Gene Ontology annotation, cellular component: keratin filament. Gene Ontology annotation, molecular function: structural constituent of skin epidermis. The transcript has 8 exons. Lineage: Eukaryota; Metazoa; Chordata; Mammalia; Rodentia; Heteromyidae.
AUGUCUAGACAAAUCAAUCUUAAGAGCAGCUGCAGGGGCUUCAGCUCUGGCUCAGCCAGAGUGCCUGGGCUGAGCCGCUCUGGCUUCAGCAGUGUGUCUGUGUGCCGCUCCAGGGGCAGCGGUGGCAUUGGGGCAGUGGGCGCAGGCUCUGGUUUGGGCAGCAGGAGCCUCUAUGGCCUGGGAAGCUCAUUGAGGAUCUCCAUGGCAGGGGGCAGCUGUGGCAUCAGAGGGGGAUAUAGCAGAGUUGGGGGUAGCUGUGGCUUUGGAGGUGGAGCCGGCAGUGGAUUUGGUUUUGGCGGUGGUAGCUUUGGGCUCGGUGGUGGCGGUGCUGGCUUUGGUGGUGGCUAUGGGGGCUCAGGCUUCCCCGUGUGCCCUCCUGGAGGCAUCCAAGAAGUUAGCAUCAACCAGAGCCUCCUGACUCCUCUCAACCUGGAAAUCGACCCCACCAUCCCGCGGGUGAGGACAGAGGAGCAUGAGCAGAUCAAGACCCUCAACAACAAGUUUGCCUCCUUCAUCGACAAGGUGUAAUUUCUGGAACAGCAGAACAAGGUCUUGCAGACCAAAUGGACCCUGCUGCAAGAGCAGGAUACCAAGACUGUGAGGCCAGGCAUAGACCUUUUAUUUGAGGAGUACAUCAAAAGUCUCAGGAGACAUCUGGACUCCAUCACUACAGAGGGGAGUCAUAUUCAAUCAGAGAUGAAGAACAUGCAGGGUGUGGUAGAAGACUUCAAGAACAAGUAUGAAGAUGAAAUCCACAGGCAUACAGCAGCAGAAAAUGAAUUCGUGACACUGAAGAAGGACGUGGAUGCUGCCUCCAUGAAGGAGGUUGAACUGAAAACCAAUGCAACUGGGCUUAGAAAUGAGGUCAUCUUCCUCACAUCCAUCUUUGAAGAAGAGCUGUCUCAAAUGCAAACCAACAUCUCAGACACUUCUGUGAUCCUCUCUAUGGACAACAACCGUAACCUGGACCUGAGUAGCAUCAUUGUGGAGGUCAAAGCCCGAAAUGAGGAGAUUGCUCAGAGGAGCUGGGCUGAGGCUGAGUCCUGGUACCAGACCAAGUAUGAGGAGCUGCAGGUCACAGCCAGCAGACAUGGAGAUGACCUGCGUAACACCAAGCAGGAGAUUGCUGAGAUCAACCACAUGAUCCAGAGGCUGAGAUCCGAGAUCGACCACGUGAAGAAGCAGUGUGCCAGCCUACAGGACACAAUCACUGAUGCCGAGCAGCGAGGUGAGCUGGCCCUCAAGGAUGCCAGGAGCAAGCUGGAAGGGCUGGAGGAUGCCCUGCAGAAGGCCAAGCAGGACAUGGCCAGGCUGCUGAAGGAGUACCAGGACCUCACGAGUGUCAAGCUGGCCCUGGAUGUGGAGAUUGCCACCUACAGGAAGUUGCUGGAAGGCGAGGAGUGCAGGUUGAUUGGUGAAGGCCUGGGACCCACCAACGUCUGUAAGUACUGA